AUUCUUUCUGGAAGAAAACAUCUCCGUGAGUGAUCUUAUAUUCCAGUGAUUUAGAGGUCUUUGAACUGCAAUUUAAAGGGUAAUAUGAUCUUAUUCAAUUCCGUUCGCUGCAUAAAGAAAAACUGAUUUACCACGGUCAGCUCGCGGGGAAUUUGAAAAUAUGUCAACUUCCAUUUUGUGUGACAAAUUUCACUUGUUGGUGUGGUUAAACAAGUCCGUAGUUUAUUCCUCACGACGCGAAUGAAGGGUUGUCUGAGCAACAUUCUUUGAGAUUCCCGUAAACAUGAACGAGGGAAUGAAUUUUUCGUUUGGAAGAAGACAAGAAAAGAUUGAUUGGCGAAGGCUUGCUUCUGUUGAUGUCGACAGGAUAGUGAGAGAAAUGGAUGUAAAUACAUUGCAAGAUAACAUUAUGCAUGUCACAUUUAGCAACAUAGAAGCAGAGCUGGGAAUGCAGGGUGCUGGUUUUGAUCCAAACUAUAUCAAGUUGUUUCGACUGGCACAGCUCAUAAUUGAGUACCUUUUGCAUUCUCAGCAGUUUCUCUCAGCAAAUCUUGACGCAGACAACAAGACACUAGAAGAAGCGUUGGAGGAAGCUGAAAAGACCAAGAAGGAGCUAGAGGUAAAAAAGGAAGCCUACAAAAGACUGAAAAAAGAAUGCCAGAAACAGAAGCAAUGGAUUGCUGAGUAUCAGCUUCUGAUCAGGGCUGGUGCUAGUGGGUCACACAAGUGUCCAUAUUGCGCCAAGUCAUUUGUUAGCCAUGAGUACGUCAUAGCCCACCUGUCAAGGCGACAUGGCGAACACUCAAGUCAAAUGAAUGGGAUGGUGAUCUCGGCGGCACCUGUGAAAUCUGUGGGUACAGUAACCGUGGAAACUAAACCUGGCAUGACAGAGAAAGAGAAGAGCAAUCUUGAGGAGGAGUUGGAAAUGAUUAAACUGAGACUGCAAAAAACUGAGCGAGAACUUGACGAGGAGAAGAAAUUAACACGGUCACAGAGAGGUCAGUUGACUUUAGAAGAUCAAAAGAUUGAUGAACUUAAAGCAAUGUUCAAUCAGUGGAAAAAAGAAGAAAAGGAGGAACAACAGCAAGAAAUGGCCGAUUUCAAGAGAACCUACUUGCAGGAUAUGAGCAGAGUUAAAGCAGAGAGGGAUAAGUUUUCUGCUGAUGUGACUGCGCUUAGAGAACAGCUGAAAGAAAGGACAUCAAUGAUAGGGUCAAUAAGGGAUGAAGAUGAAACUGAUUCUCCUUCCAAGUUCAACCGAGCUGAAAUGUCGCAGCAGUUUAUGGUGCAGUUGGAAGAAAGGGCUACUCAGAUAAAAGCAGAAACACAGCAAAAUUUAGAGAAUGAGAUGCAGAAAAUGCAACAGAAAUUCAAGGCUCGGGAAGAUAAAUCCAAAAAACAACACAGAGAAGAAAUGGGGCAGUUUCAGGAAAUGUUGAGCCAGUAUGAAGAAAACUUACAGAAUGAAAAAACUGAGAAAAAUCGACUUUCUGAAGACUACGAAAACAAAAUACAAAAGCUGACUAUGCAAGUUCAAGACCUCAGUAAUGCACUGGAUUCACAAAAGGUGGAGACAGACAGAGUUCAGCGCACAUUCAAUGCUCAGCCGCCUCCACUCCUUGCUUCUACACCCCCUGUGCCAGCUCCAAGACAAACUGAAAGCCCUGUUCAAGCUGAACCCAUUGAAAGAGAAAGAGCAAAAUCUCCAGAGAAGAGUGUAACAACAGGAGAAGCCAUUACUCUUUACGUAUCGACGAAUCAAACCAAGUCUGGCCAGUAUCGUUUGUGGCGUCAAUCUUCUGAUGGCUCCAAUGAAUGGUCUAAUAUGUUCGCUUUCUCCGCCUUUGUAAAACCCACCGGGAACUUCACUUUCCCGAUCUACGUGUUCACCGCAGGGGGAUCCCCGUAUUGGCGACAGUAUAUAUCUGGGAACUCCUCCCCUCCCAGCACGGAGUAUCGUUUAGACUACAUGUUUUACUGUUCUCAGUCGUCAUUACCUGGGACUCUGCAGUAUCACGUGCAAGAGGCGGGGAGUGUUCCUGUCAUAAGAUCGUAUGUGUCCAAGACGAAGAGUAUUCCGGGAUGGAAGCACAAGGGGUUGUCGUUCUUCGCUCCUAAACAAACUCUAGGUGGCGACAAAUCAUUGGCAAGCGUUUCUGCAUCUUUCGAAUCGACUUUGACAGAGGACAAAGAACAAGACUUUGAGCCAAGCGAAUCUGAAUCCGAAGAAGAGGUUCCUGCUCCUGUGGUGCCAAAAGUAGAAGUGGAAGAUGUCGAUGCAAACGAAAGCACAGAAACUAUUGAAGACGUGAAGGAGAUAACUUCAGGCCUCUCCAGCUCUGAGUGGGGCACAACCACUCUCGAAGCCGGCGAGUUUCAUCCAAUGCCCCACAAUAAGCUAAUUACAACUCGGUUUGACCACAGAUUUGAUGAAGUGCGUGCGUGUAGACAAGAAAUUGUUCAGAUUCUGGACCAGAAACUUGCUAAACAAGGAUUAUCGCCUGAAAAUGGGAGGCUGUCUUCACAGAAAAUGGAGGCUAAAAUGGCCGCACUGAAAACAGAGAGACAAGCCUGGAGCAAGAAAAUCAAGAAUUUUACUGCAGUAAGACAAGAAUGCGUGGACGAGUUGGACGACAUUGUAAAGAAAACGUACCGCAGUGGGGCCGCCACAGGGAAACCAAGCUCACCAGUUCCCUCGGGUCCUCGUCCUGGCAACCGUUCUCCCGCGGCUAAACCUCCAACAUUCAAGUCUACGGUAACCGCUGUCCGUACUUCUGCUUCACUGCAGCCCGGCAGAAAGUCACCUGCUCCAAGAGGGACCCCAGGGUCUACAGGUUCAACCAGUGGCGGUGACAUGACAGUCAGCGUUACUUCCGUCACGGACCGCUCCUUCAGCGGCACGUCGGUGACUGAGCGAACUUUGAGCGAAUCUGAAGACGAAGUGAGCGUGACGGAAGGAUCACAGGAAGAGGAGGAAGAUGACGAGGAAGGAGAGUCUAACUGGGAUUCAGAAGAAGAAGCUGUCAAACCGCCGCCAGCCCAACCUACUCACAGAGUAGCAGUUCACAUUCCCUCUCAAGAAGACCAGGAUUCAGAUUCAGACAUUGAAGAGCUGGCUGCAGUUAAAACCAUCCCCAAAGCUGCUCCACGAGGCGAAAAAGUUCGCGAGUUGGCUGAAUCUCUGGAGCGUAGCUUGACCCUCGGCUCUUCAACCAAGAAACCUGCUGGUGGAGUGUCGCUUCACUUUCAGGGGAAUGGUAACGAAAGAAGUGAGCCUCGGAGAACUACUGCUCAGCAGUCGUCGGGACGUCAGAAUGAAGAUGAUGUUGAUAGCGACUUUUCCAUUUCCUCUUUCGAUGAGACGACACCAGCCAGACGGACAAUCGAUCAAGGUCGAGGAACAUUACAGUCUUCAGGUUCAGCGCAAUUUACUGGCCGACAGAGUCCUGUGUUCGAGUUUAAAAGACCUCAACCCCAGUCCACACGUGUACAAGCAUUCGCCGAUGACGACUUCUCGGAUUUUGACGAAGACUGAGCUUCGACAUCGCGAGCAGGUGGAUCGGUCGCCUGUCGGAAAAUUUCCGAUGUAACUAACGCUUGGCGCGAAAAUUGAUCACAUUUAUAUUCAAGUUUGCAGAGUAUCUUUGUAGUUGGCGAGAAUUAAAUAUUGUAAUUAGAAAGUUCACGUAAAAGCAUUGGAAGGUCAAUUUUUAUAGAUUGCGUACACAGAGAAUUUUGUAUUUUGAGCGUGCAAAAGUAUCUUUUUGGAGUGCUGGCAUUGAAUUUAAAAGCAAACAAAACAUAGUUGUAUAUAUUUCUGGUCAAAUUUCAUCGGAUGCGUUUUUGAGAAAUGGUCGUAAAGGUACCCGAAGCGUGUCCGGUUAUUAUUAACCAAUCACUUAUCAACAUGAGCAUCCCCGAGCACACCGAAAAGUCAUGUUUUGACGUUGGAGCUUGUCAUCUUGACAACACGUUAUGUUGCUUGGCAAAAUAUAACUAAAUCGUGGUCUUGACCAAUUCUUGGAAAAAGAAUUCUGUAAAGGUCUUUGUUGUAUACCUCCUCCCCUUCGUAUUUUGUGCACGUUUGGUGGCUUGAAAACAUUUACAGCGUUUCUAAACACGCGUUGCUCUAAUAAAGAAUAUUUUAGACAUU
Molecule: messenger RNA, 4153 nt
Organism: Orbicella faveolata
Lineage: Eukaryota; Metazoa; Cnidaria; Anthozoa; Scleractinia; Merulinidae
Biological process (GO): cilium assembly
Cellular component (GO): ciliary basal body; cytoplasm
Source: RefSeq, a predicted model, not a curated record